Messenger RNA from Pararge aegeria (speckled wood butterfly), 2025 nucleotides. RefSeq names its product zinc finger protein 91-like. The record is from RefSeq and is a predicted model, not a curated record. The transcript has 2 exons. Lineage: Eukaryota; Metazoa; Arthropoda; Insecta; Lepidoptera; Nymphalidae. Gene Ontology annotation, biological process: regulation of transcription by RNA polymerase II. Gene Ontology annotation, molecular function: DNA-binding transcription factor activity, RNA polymerase II-specific; RNA polymerase II transcription regulatory region sequence-specific DNA binding. The coding region runs from base 1 to 2025 and encodes 674 amino acids. Gene Ontology annotation, cellular component: nucleus.
AUGCCCAGUAAAAAGAAAAUCGCGAGCCUAACCAAAAAGAAAGAACUAGAAGACAACAACACUAGGACUCUAGACACCAUGCGCAAAAAUAUUAUAGAAGUGUUACAGAAAUCGACGAUAAUGCCUUUUAGGUGGUUGAGCAGCUGCUUCAGAUGUUUCUACUGUUACGAAAUGUUUGAUAAACCUCAGGAUUUAAAGACACACCAAGAGACCCACAGUCCAAACGAUCUAGAGAAGAAUUUGAAGAACUAUUGCGAACCGCUGGUGCAUGUAGACGUUUCGGAAAUCAGUUGCAAAUUGUGCUACGCGCGCAUGGACGACGUGUUCCAACUCGUCGACCAUUUGAUAAUUUUACACGAAAUCCCAUUCGACAGGGAGAUCGGCAUCAGUUUGGUGCCGAUGAAAUUAGACGACGGACCGAAAUGUUUCUUCUGUGCAAUGGUUAUGAAAACUUUCGCGUUGCUACUAACGCAUAUGAACAAGUUCCAUAAGAAUUACUUCAAGUCUUCAUGUGCUAAAUGCGGCAGACAGUUUAAAGGCUACGAGGAUUUCUGCCAUCACGCGAAGAAUCAAAUUCUGGACGAUUACCAGGAGAAGUGCUCGCAGUGCGGUCUUGUACUAAGUUAUGGGGUUCUAAGGACUCACAUGAAGGAAGUUCAUGGUAGGAGAUACAAAUGUUUGAGUUGCUUCGAGUUCUUUACCACACACUACAAACGCUCGAACCAUAUGGCGGAUGUUCACAACCGGAGGGACAGAAUCAAAUGCCCUUACUGCAAUAAAACGUUCAUUUUCAAAAGCAUAAUGCAGAGGCACGUGAGAGAGAACCAUUUGAAGGUCAAGAAUGCGGUUUGCGAAGUUUGCGGGUGGAAAACCUUCGGGAAGCACGAACUUGUUAACCACAUGGCGAGGCAUACCAACGUUAGGCUGAUCAAGUGCCCAUCUUGCGAUAAAUUCUUCAAAACCAAUCCACAGAUCGAGAGCGCGAACGACCGUCACAGGAAAUAUAAUAUAACGAAGUUACUCACGACCAUCAUAGAAUGCUCUACAAUCAUGCCCUUCAGGUGGUGCGCGAACAAAUUCAUGUGCUUCUACUGUGGAUGUCCAUUCGUGGACAGUUCCAAACUAAAACAGCACACAAGAGAAGAACACAGUGACGCCAAGUUGAAAAAUGUCCUCCGAAACAACCGCUGUAACAGAAUCAAACUCGACAUAUCCGAUAUAUCCUGCAAGUUGUGCCCGAAACCUGUAUACAAUGUUGACGAGUUCCUCAAACACAUUUCUCAUGCCCACGACGCGAAAAUUGAUACCACAGAUUUGGAGGACACCUUGUUCUCCUUUAAGCUAAACGAUGAGAGUAUGAAAUGCUUGGAUUGCGGUCAGAGCUUCAGAUUCUUCGGACCACUUUUAACUCACGUACACAGGUUUCACACUAAAGUUAAAAUGUUUUUAUGCGAUAUUUGCGGCCAAGGUUUCGUCGCGAAGGUCAAUCUAUACAGUCACGUAAGAAACGUCCAUUCGAAUUACAACUUCAAAUGGGAUUUGGAUGGGAAUUGUAAACAGUCCAAUAGGAUACGCGCAAAAGAAAUCAGCUUGAAGUGCCCGAAGUGUCCGGAGAUCUUCAGGAGUAACUAUCUAAGAAAGCAACAUUUAGCUCUGGUGCACGAUGUUAAAACCUCUCAGUUUAAAUGCGAAGAGUGUUCUAGGAUAUUUACGGAGAAAAGUCGUCUGGUGGAACACAAAUUGCGGACUCAUUUGAAGGAGAAAACUUUCGCCUGUGAGAUAUGCGGUUUCAAGGUCUUCAGCAAGGACUUGCUGAAGCGACACAUGGUGAAACACGAUGACUCGAGGCCGUUUCAGUGCGACUUUUGCAUGAAAUCCUUUCAGAGGAAGAAGACGUUGGAUAUACAUCGACGGAUACAUACCAAUGAUCGCAGAUACGUUUGUAAGGAGUGCAGCAAGGCCUUUGUACAGUGCACAAGUUUGAAAUUGCAUAUGCGAGUGCAUCACAACGUGGGGAAUACUUAA